Molecule: messenger RNA, 1389 nt
Organism: Pichia kudriavzevii
Lineage: Eukaryota; Fungi; Ascomycota; Pichiomycetes; Pichiales; Pichiaceae
Exons: 1
Coding region: 1-1389 (462 amino acids)
Molecular function (GO): protein binding
Source: RefSeq, a predicted model, not a curated record
AUGUUCAAUAAAUCUUUGCUGGCGACACUACGACUGCAUAGUUCUCCGAUCACAUGUAUUGAGAAUUUCUAUAUUCCAUCAUCACUUACGUAUAUAAAUGAGGAUGAUUCAAAAUCAAUAAUUUUCAAUCCAACUGUGAUAACUGCUGACGAAUCCGGAUUGAUCGUUUGGUGGAACCUCAUCACAUGUAGGCCGUUUGGUGUAUGGAAAGCCCAUAAUGAUUCUGUUUUGACGGUAAAACAGUUAGGUAUUAAGUGGACCCAGAACAGUGAAGAGAGUGACUUUACGUCACCAAUCACAUAUGAUUCAUACGGCCAAUUAUUAACACAUUCAAAGGAUGGGAGUGUAAAGAUUUGGAAGUUGCUUGAUGUUACGUCAAAGGAAAACUUGGAAUUUACAUAUACCGGUUUACUGAAGAAAAAGGUAACGACAGAGGACGAAAUGAAGUCCGUCACACCACCCAAGCUAUUUGAAAUGCCUGUUAAUACCCUGAAUUUUGCUAAUAUUGACAUAAACAUAGAGAACUUUCUCAUCACUCCUUCGACUAUAGACUCUGAUGGAUUUGAUAUCUAUCAGAUAGAUUUGAACAUGAGAAGAGAACAUGAAAAAUUGAAAAGAGUAGUACAUGACUAUAAAUUAAGCACGCCAGAUAGUGAAGUUAAAAUUACGGAAAUAGAAGAUGAUCAAAUAUCACCAAUGGACUUCACUAGAAGAUGCGGACUUGGUGUUAUUAUGAAAAUCAAAUGGCUUGACACUAACACUUUUAUAAUUGGUUAUGAAAGUGGACAAAUUGUUGUUUAUGAAUUUGCCAAAGAUGAAGGUGACUUUAAAGUUAAGAACAUUUUUAGUGAUGCAUCUUUGAUAGGAAACGCUAUAACUGCUUUAACAUUCGAUGCGAUGAACAAAAAAAUACUAUUUGGCUCGACUGGCAGUGAAGUUGCUAUCAUGAACCUUGAUGACCAUCAAGUCAAAACAUUUUGUACUAAACAUAAAGGCAUCAAUGAUAUUGAUACUGAUUCCUCAAAAAAUACUGUCUCUUUGAUCACUUGGGAUGGAUACACGAGAAUAUACAACUAUGAUGAAAAUGAUGUUUUGAAAUUUGUUAUGAAAAUGCGUCGACAGGUCCCAACAAUUUCAACCUCACAAGAAGCUGUAGACGAACAAAACAAUGGAAUAGUCGAGUCUAGCAAUAUGCAACGUCAACGUGCUAAUGUUCUCAAAUUCACUGAAAAGCAGCUAGACCCUAGUACGAACAAAAAUAUUGAAGUAGAAUAUUCCAAUGGCAGGAGUAAAAAUAUUAUUAGAAGGAAUAGGGAAAAGAUUUUUUCUAGCAGAUAUCUGUUUGUCGGGUAUCAAGAUGGUAAAGUUGCCGUUUACACUAUACAAUGA